Molecule: messenger RNA, 5153 nt
Organism: Dermacentor silvarum
Lineage: Eukaryota; Metazoa; Arthropoda; Arachnida; Ixodida; Ixodidae
Exons: 2
Coding region: 216-1529 (437 amino acids)
Biological process (GO): phosphatidylinositol phosphate biosynthetic process
Cellular component (GO): phosphatidylinositol 3-kinase complex
Molecular function (GO): 1-phosphatidylinositol-3-kinase regulator activity
Source: RefSeq, a predicted model, not a curated record
UCAAAGCGAGCUGCAAACAUGGCUGCAAAGCGCCUCGGCACGGUUUACCGAAGUGUCAUGAAACUCAUGCAAGAAUCCAGCAAGUAUCGCGUUGUGGGCAUAGGUAUUUUGCGGGGGUAGCGAUGGGCGGGGGAAAGUUGGUGCUGUUGAAGCAAGUAAGCUGCAGCUGUCUACUCGAAUGUUAAUCAAGGUGAAAGUGUUGCAGAAUUUUAAAAAUGCUGCUCCGUCGUAAAAUUCCUUCGGGGAGCGGUGCAAGAGGACAGACUAGUGCAAAUGGCGACACAACGCUAGAGAAGUCGGAGAGUGAACUAGAAGACUGUCAACGUCUCUGCACUUCUGGGAUAUCAUCAAAGCCCAAGAUGAAGACAAACUUUUUUAAAUCGCUGCGCGAACACUGGCGGAAGCGAAAAACGAAACUUGCAGUGCAGAAUGGUAUUGAAGUAUGCUCAGGACCGCCAGAGCCAAGCAGUCGAAAAAGAGAUGUGACCGUGUACUGCUCAGGAUCUUCACCGUUAACUGCGCCCGACUCGCAUGAAGAUUCACCCAAUGACGCCAAUGACAAUUAUGUUCGUGCCGGAGUUGGUUCGGAUGGUGAAAGCGCGUGCAGUGAUGCUGAUGGCGAGACUGAAUCACCGCGUCAUGACCUGCCUUCAUCGUCGUCGUUCGCGGCCCCUUCUGUGCCUGACGGACAGGCAGGAUCAGUCAGGGGUGUCACAGAACAUUUCACGCACAGCCAACUGAAUUUAGAGCAGCGUCGAACAUCAUGCAACAUUGAGGAAGUAUCAGGGAGACAGCUUUCAGCAACAAGUAAUCGAUGCUUGUCUCAACCGGUCACUGUUCAUGGCCACGGCUACACGAGUACAGCAUGCGAAGAUCAUUGGAAAAGGACUGGCCCGCACGACGGCACCACGCAGUCGGCAGGCGUUGCUGGAGGCGCAGACAGAUUACACACCGAAGCCUCCGUAGUUUCGUCUGCUGCGGAAGUACCGCAGGUUCCUCCGCGGCAGCCCCAGUGUGACGCCAUCCCGCCAGUGUUUGUCCCCGUGUUCCCGGAAACGGAUGGCCGAGAAGACACAAGGAUUAGUAGUCUAAGUGAGGAAUUGUUCAAGUUAUCUAAGCACGGUUGGUACUGGGGGCCGAUUACGCGGGGCGAAGCCGAAGAGAAGCUGGCUGACCAGCCUGAUGGUGCUUUCCUUGUACGAGACAGCUCUGACGACAGAUACCUGUUGAGUCUUACGUUCAAGUCCUAUGGCAAAACGCUCCAUACGAGAAUUGAGCACUGCAAUGGUCUAUUCAGCUUCUAUGCUCAAUCUGGACCUGAGGGUCGUGCCUGCAUUGUUGAUCUUAUCCAAGAGUCCAUGAACUAUUCUCAGUCAGACAUGUGGACCUUGUGCAAGUGCAUCCAAGUGUGCCCCAUCAGUAGCAGCCAUGCACCUAACCUAAAGAUAUCCUUGGGUAGGGCAGUAACAAGUAAACAUGUCUCUCUAGAAUUUCACGCUAUGCUAGUAGUUUCAACAUUGAUCAAAUGAGUGUUGUCUAACCACUAAAUGAUCAAACUACUUGGAGGCUUAGCAGCUGACCAAGAAAGUGGUGAGGGAUCUAAAGAGCAUACAAUGAAGCAUUGGGAAGGAAAGUAAUGAGAGUAAUAUUAAGAGAUAAGACAACAGUAUGGAUUAGGAAUAAAAUGAGAGUAGAUGAUAUGCUAGUUGAGAUUAAGAGUGAGAAGUGGAGUUGGGUAGGUCAUGUAAUGCAUGGAGCAGGUUAUCUCUUAGGGCAACAGAAAGGGUGAUUAUGGAAGGGAAAUAUAGUUGAAGAUAAAGUAGUGAAAUCCUCAAUGGGGUGCUGAAAUUAACAAAUUUGUCAGUAUAGGGUGGGUUUUUGUUCACAUAUGACAGGGGAAAUUGGAGGCAGCUGGGAGAGGCCUUAGGCUUGAAAAGAUGCAAUGAGAUAGAUUUAUGUUACUUGAUUUAAACCAAUCACCAAUCCCAAUAAACUAGUGCUUGGUUGAAGGCACCAAGAGAAUAUUUUCCUAACUUUUUACCCCUGAGAAAGCUGAGAAUGAGUCAGAGGAACAGUUGUACUGUUUAAGGGGCCAGUGGGUCCCUGAUGGUACUUUCCAUGGAACUCUGUGCCUCGUGCAUACUAUGCUGGUGUCCUGUCAUAGGCCAUCAAUGUGGUCGGAGUGCAUGCCUUCAAAGCAAAUACGGUUUAAUGACGGUGGGAAAUCAUCUUCUUAAUGAAUUUUAUAUAUGCCAAGUAUUCUUUCAUAAUCAAAGCAAUAGUUCUUCAUCCACUUGCAACCAAAGGGCUCUUGCUGUGUACAUUUGUGUUUCUAUCUGCCGCUUUAUCACUUCCUAAAUGUGAUCUCUCAUCCAGUGCACAUUAUGAUUAUGAUAGAGAUAGGAUUUCGCACCAUACAUUUAACCAUCCACCAUGUUGCUCUAGCAUUCACCUCAGUAGCUCUUUUAUAAUUUGGCCUUGGUUAAUGCGAUAGAUUAUUUUUGCAAAUGCUGAAUUUGUUAUUGCAUACAUGCAUUGUUCUUUUUCAUUUCAUGUGGUAAAGAAGUUGACUUUUACCAUAUGAGGCAAGUAUUGUAUUAGAAUGACCAUUUGCCUGAUUAAGCUAAUUUUUAAGAUAGCCCAUACGAAGACUUGCAUUGCAGCUAGUUGUUUGAGCUGGUUGUUUAAUUUGUAAAGCUUUGGCAAAUUUAUAGCUUUAGACACAAACAUUGUGUGGCUCACUAAAUUUUUUCAGCUUUUUUAGAUAGUUGCUGUAUUCUAUCAUGGUAGGGCCUCAGUUCUUCAAAAUGCAACAAAUCAUUAUAUAUAUCUUUUAAUGCGACCAGUUCGAAACACGUGACAAGUGGAGCAUAGCUUCAUGGUGUAGGGUGUUGAGCAGGACUUUUUGAUGCAUUGUGUAAAUCAGAAGUGUUGGUAGUGUGGUAUCGCAGACUGCUGAUAUAAGCGUCAGUCAGCCUAGUGCAGUAGGUUCACGCCACACUGUGACUGUGUCGAUGAAAUCUGGGCAAGCACCACCACAUUAGGCAUUUCUUUCUCCUUCACCAUGCACUUCUCCGCCUUUGACAAUUAAUGCAUUAGCCUGGUCAUCUGUUAUCACUUCUCAUGGAACAAACACUCCUCUUACAUUCUCUCCCCUAUUAUCCCAUUGAGUGCCUGACAGCGAGUAUGUCAUGAUGUGGCCGUAUGGCCUGCAACCACAGCACUUGACUGACCGACCUGCACAUCAGUGGUUUGUAAUACCACAUAAUCACCACCUCAAGUUUUCAUGAUGUAAUCAGAAGGAAGCCUGCUCGGGACACUGGAAGCUGCACUCUAUUACAGGUGCAUUUUGAACUGGUUGCUGUAACCCUUUAACGCCAAAAAUAAUUCCGGAAAAAUGUGGCAAAUUUCUCAUGUUUUUAUGUAGCCAUGAAUUUUUCUAUGUCAUUCUGAUUCUGAAAAUAUAUUGCUUGGUUCUUGAUACUUGAUUACAUGUUUUUCCAGGCUUCUACUGCCCUCUAGUGUUGAAAAUUGAACCCAAAGGCAAUUACCGACCGUAACUCGUCUUUGGCGAUGGGAGCAGCACAGCAUCGGGCUGAAUGAGUGUGUGAUUGGCGAUAUUGGUACAACGUCCCACGACGAGUAUAGCUCGGGAUUGGGGGUUAAAGGGUUAGAAGAUGAUACAUUUAGUGAACUGUUGAAGGCAACUAUAGAAGAAAGUAAAGCAAGCAAGAAGAAAGUUUCGUGUAAUACUACUUCAAUUGGCACUAAAUUUAAUACAAUAUGCUGAGUCUGCUAAGAAAAAAAUCUCACCAGACAUGCUGUGUCAUGCACUAAUAUGUAUCCUGGUUAAGCCAAAAGCAUAAAGCACAUUUAAUUCUCAUCACCACGCAUUAAAACAUCCGGCACGAUCGAUUGAUCGUGCCGGAUGUUUGAUUCUUAUAGCCACAGUGUUUCUUUGGUACGUUAAAAACCCGGGUUUUUAACAUACCAAAGAAACACUGUGGCUAUAAGAGAGGCCAUAGUGGAGGGCUUCAAAUCAAUUUCGACCUCCUGGGGUUUCAAAUCUUCAAACUUUCUGUAAAAUCCAUGCAACAUUCAUCCUUUUAAAAGCUUGUUAAUCCAUAGAGCAUUUAGUAUCUUCCCAGAUAUUCUGCAUUAUGUGCAAGUGAAAAUCAAUACCACCAGUCCUGUGUUCUGAGCUGCAAGACAUUACUUAGAGCACAACACUGUAGAAUAGCUGUUUUGACAAUUUCUCUAAUUUAAGGUGUGGUAGUGUUACAAAUUAGUUAAAGAUUGAAUGGUUACUGCACAAAUGGUGUAAAUGUUCUGGCCUGUGGACACUGUUGCAAAAAUUUGGUUACAAUGUAGCAACUUCACAACGUAUGGUCUAUUGAAUUUUCUAUGGUGCUGCAUGUACGAACACGGUGUUAUUUUGCAGGGUUACCAACUUCAAGCACUCAAAAAUUUCAUUGUCUGAGAAUUUCACUGCACUAUGUUGGGUCUUGCAUUAUGUUAUCCCAUGUUUAGUAAAGGCAACUGUAUCGCCAUGCUGCACAGGAACGGGAGUGUGGAUACACUGCUCACGUGUUGACGGUCCUGAACUAUUUAGUGUGCAAUCUUGUCUGCUGCAUUGUGAUAACAACAAUAGUCAGUGUUUGAACUGUAUGUAUUUUCAAAUGUUGAAGUGACAAAUGGCAUCUCGCAAAUGCAUAUCUACAGAUUCUUGUUGCUGUUACGCAUUACUUGGCCUGAACUACUUCUGUCAAGAUAAAAGAGAAACUUGAUUUCUUCUUCAUAGAUGCAUGAAACUUAUCACUAGAUAUGAAUGUUUCAUGCAUAUAUGCAUACUAUAGUGCAACAUGAAAGCUGCUUCUCAUUAUAAGUGGGCUUGUUUUGAAUUAGCCAUGUUGUUUAACAAUGCAUUGUUACUGUGCUGAGUUAACUAUCAGAUGCUGCUAAAGCAUUGCCUUAUAAAUGGUUGUUAUGGCUUAUGGAACUGUCAGUGCAGUGAAUUUCACUUUUCUCUUGUUAGGUAAUCAUAGCUAUUGUCUCACUGACAUCGCAGUUGUGAACGACUGGUCUUUAGCGAUUUUGUUGCAAUACUAAGAACAUUGAGAUUACUGCAAUAAAGGUUUGGGGUACAAGGUAAA